GUUUCCCUGAUUUCAAAAAUGAGCGCCAAAUAGACUUCACGUGAUGUCAAAGGUGGCAAGAGCCAAGUUGUGGUGUACAGAAUGGAAAUAUACCUGAUAGUGGGCAUGGCGAUACUGAUCUAUUCCAUGGUAGCUCUUCUCAUGAGCAGCCGUUGCUGGAAUUCGGACUUUGACAAGUGUACAUGUGAGGAGUGUAAACGUCUCUCUCAGUCUCAGAGCCAACACACUCUCAUUUCCGUGUCCUGUCGUGUUGACGAUAUCGAGCGUUAGUAGGAACUUCCAUUGUCAAUAACAUAACAAAGUGCCAAAACUUUUAUUCCCCAAGUCGAAGUUGAACUUUUAAAUAUUCAGUAAGUCAUUUUAAGGUUGUAUUAUUCUAGGUAUUAAAAAGUUAAUUUUAAAUGAAUAACGAUAAACAGCAAGGGUGCCAGUGCCAAAAUUUAGACUAAGUGCUAGCUUUUCUAAUACGUCAUAGUGUAGUAAUUAUUGUGCCAAAAACAAUUGUUCAAAACUUGUGACGAACUGUGUUCAAAUACUGUAUUGAUAAGGUAAAGGUGACGAUUCAUUUAUUAGUGUAUUUGUGGAGAAGUUAGUGGGGAAAUUUUGUUUGUCCUAUCAUGGAAAAUGAGAUGAGUGGAAAAUAGCUAUAGUGCCAAAGAAUUCGCUUCAAAGGGGAAUAAAGAUUUCUCUAGUUAUCUCUUUAGUCGACGUUAUCCCAACUAAUGCCCAAUCGUGGGACAGUUAAAGAUUGUUUUAGUGUACAGUGAAGUGAGUGAAGGUAGUGAUGUGUGGGGAAUAGCAGCGGGCGAUGGACCCGCUCGCCCGGCUGAUGGAGGGGGCUCCCCUACCAGGUGUUCUCGGUGCGACGAGAGACGCUCGCCCUCGUGGAGCCCUGGUACAUGCGAGCCUGGCUGCUGCUCCCCACUUGGGGGAUAAGAAGGGAAGGCACCUGACCGGUACCUUCUGCCUUACUGGAGACACCAUGGAAGGGAUUAUUCAAUGUCUCGUCUUCCUCAAGGCUUUUUCGCUGGUGGGCGGCGAGUUCGACAUGGAGCUGAACUUCGUGAUCCAGGACGCGCAGAACAUACAGCACAUGCUGGAGCUGCUGGACCACUGCCCGCCCAGCUUGCAGGCGGAGAUAUGGUCGGUUUUCAUCGCGAUCCUGCGCAAGAGCGUGCGCAACCUGCAGGCCUGCACCGACGUGGGGCUCAUACAACACGUGCUGCAGCGGUUGCCGCGAGCGGAGACCGUCGUCGCCGACCUGCUGAUAGAAAUGUUGGGGGUGCUGGCGAGCUACAGCGUCACCGUGAAAGAGCUCAAGCAGUUGUUCAACGCCAUGAAAGCUGUGAACGGCAAAUGGCCACGGCAUUCGGCGAAGCUUCUGAACGUGCUUCGACAGAUGCCGCACAGGAACGGCCCCGAUGUUUUCUUCAGUUUUCCCGGCAGGAAAGGAUCGGCGAUAGUACUGCCGCCGCUCGCCCGGUGGCCGUAUGAAAGCGGGUUCACAUUCACCACGUGGUUUCGCCUCGACCCCAUCAACUCGGUCAACAUCGAGAGGGAAAAGCCGUAUCUAUACUGCUUCAAGACGAGCAAAGGCGUGGGAUACACAGCACACUUCGUAGGCAACUGUCUGGUGCUCACAUCCAUGAAGGUCCGAGGAAAGGGGUUCCAACACUGCGUCAAAUACGAGUUUCAGCCCAGGAGAUGGUACGCGAUAGCAGUGGUGUACAUAUACAACAGGUGGACGAAGAGUGAGAUCAAGUGCUUGGUGAACGGCCAGCUCGCGUCUAGCACGGAGAUGGCGUGGUUCGUCUCCACAAAUGACCCCUUCGACAAAUGCUACAUCGGCGCCACUGCGGAACUGGACGAGGAGCGUGUGUUCUGUGGACAGAUGGCCGCUAUCUACCUCUUCGGAGAGGCCCUCACCACGCAUCAGAUCUGCGCCAUGCACCGAUUGGGACCUGGUUAUAAGAGUCAAUUUCGUUUCGACAACGAAUGCAACAUCAGUUUGCCGGAGAACCACAAAAGGGUGAGCGAGACGAACGCUCCCAAGCUUGACGCUGAAAUGCCUCCCCUUCUCGACAAUCCUGAAAUGCCCCAAAACCCAGAACCAUUCCAAAUUCCUGAACCGAAAACACCCGAGCCCGCUUCGCAAGAUGAAGAUACCCAGGCGACAGAAACGGAAGGAGCUUCAGUAGUCGUUAAAGAAGAUGCUACGCCGCGCGGGCGCCGAAUGGCUGACGAAGCGCGCGAAGUUGCCGCAGCGCAUGCUUCCCUGCUCGUAGAUAUUGAAGCAUGCAAGCGUGGUCAGUUUCGAUUCGAUGCCGAGGCUCGCGUCCCGCUGCCGAUGACCGAGGUGCGUGUCGACAAAUACGGCGACCUCGUCCACGAUCCAACUCAAAAUGUUCACGACGUGCUCUACGAUGGCAAGUUAUCGUCGGCGAUAGUGUUUAUGUACAACCCUGUUGCGACGGACGGCCAGCUGUGUUUACAGUCGGCUCCCAAAGGCAACGUUUCCUACUUCGUGCACACGCCGCAUGCAUUAAUGCUACAGGAGGUAAAAGCAGUGGUAACGCAUUCAAUACACAGCGCGCUCAACUCAAUAGGCGGCGUUCAACUGCUUUUUCCCUUGUUCGCGCAACUAGACCUGCCGCACGACGCGCCCGCCACCGAUCCCAAGAGAGACCCCAUGCUUUGCUCAAAACUCCUGGGCUUCGUGUGCUCCCUAGUAGAAUCGUGCAGCACAGUACAACAGCACAUGCUGCAAUGCCGCGGCUUCCUAGUAAUAUCUCACAUGCUACAGCGCUGCGGCAGGGACCACCUUACGCCGGACACGCUAGCUUCAUUCCUACAUCUGACUAAACAUCUUGUGACUUGCUGCUCUCCUAAUUCUGAUCUGCUUUUGAAACAGCUUCUGGACCACAUCCUCUUCAACCCAGCGCUAUGGAUCCACACGCCUGCGGCUGUGCAAGCGAGGUUGUACUGUUACUUGGCGACGGACUUUCUGGCUGAUGCUCAUAUAUACGGCAGCGUUAGACGAGUCAGUACGGUUCUACAGACAGUGCAUACGUUGAAAUACUACUAUUGGGUGGUAAACCCGAGGACGAAAAGUGGGAUUUCACCUAAAGGAAUGGAGGGACCCCGGCCCGCGCAUAAAGACAUUUUGACCAUCAGAGCGUACAUAUUGCUGUUCCUGAAACAACUCAUCAUGAUCGGGAACGGCGUGAAGGAGGACGAGUUACAGUCAAUACUCAACUAUCUGACGACUAUGCAUGAGGAUGAAAACCUUCACGACGUGUUGCAAAUGUUGAUCUCGCUGAUGUCGGAGCACCCGAGUUCGAUGGUACCGGCAUUUGAUGCGAAAGGUGGUGUCAGGACAAUAUUCAAACUCCUGGCUUCAGAAAGUCAAUUAAUAAGACUGCAAGCAUUAAAACUUCUCGGGUUUUUCUUGAGCAGAAGCACGCACAAAAGAAAGUACGACGUAAUGUCGCCACAUAACCUCUAUACGCUACUCGCAACUCGACUGAGCGCGUGCGGGGAGGCGCUGGCUCUGCCGGUGUACAACGCGCUCUACGAGCUGCUCACCGAGCAUGUCGGCCAACAAAUCCUCUACACCAGCCAUCCCGAACCACAGCCACACUUCCGAUUGGAGAACCCAAUGAUUCUCAAGGUCGUCGCUACACUGAUCCGUCAAUCAAAACAAACCGAACAGUUGCUGGAAGUGAAGAAGCUUUUUCUAUCCGACAUGACGUUGCUAUGCAGUAACAACCGCGAAAACCGACGGACGGUCCUACAGAUGUCUGUAUGGCAAGAAUGGUUGAUUGCCAUGGCAUAUAUACAUCCCAAGAAUGCAGAGGAGCAGAAGAUAUCUGAUAUGGUGUAUUCGCUAUUUAGGAUGUUGUUACAUCAUGCGAUAAAGCAUGAGUAUGGAGGGUGGCGAGUUUGGGUCGAUACGUUGGCGAUUGUGCAUUCGAAGGUCUCGUAUGAAGAAUUCAAACUGCAGUUCGCUCAAAUGUACGAACAUUAUGAGCAGAGACGUGCUGACAACAUCACAGAUCCAGCUGAAAGACAACAGAGACCUAUCUCCACGAUAUCUGGGUGGGAUAGACAUACAGACGGACAAGUCAAAUCUAGGGUACUACCAGACACCGACGACAGUGUAGAUAGCACCCCAGUAUCUAUUAGAAAGUCCAACGUACUCAACCAUGGAGCCCAAACUGAAAUAGGUAAAGGACUCUCCCUCAGAGAAGUGGAAUCGUGCCGGUGUAAAAAACCCAGUGAAAGUACAGAAGACAGUCGGACUACAGUAGUGUAUAGUGAAGUGUGUAAAGUGCAUAGCCCCGCCAAAACUGUUACAGUUAAUACCGAAGUGCCCUGCGACGAAGGUUGUGAUACUAGUAAUACCGAAGUCGAACAUGCCAUCGACGAAGAAACUAUCGAAGAUACCAUGCUCAAUGCGAAUAACGAAUUAGUACAAUCAAUUAUCGAAACUCAACUCCUGGAAAGUUCCGAAUCGGGAACGGGAACGAUAGAACACGAUUCAGAAAAAAUUGACAAACCUAUGUCUCGACAAGGAAGCUUAGACUACAUUCCUGUCAGAGACGUAGGCGAUAAUGUUUCAAAAGACGAUAACACUGACAGAAGUGAGGGUCUACCCUCUAGUUUAUCAGUGAGUGAAACUGCAAGCCCAGAAAGAAUCGCCGAUGGAUUAAACAUAAUAACCGAAAGAGAGUCUGAACUAUCAGAUCCGUCCGAGCUAUAUUUAACUCCAAGUGAAGCGACUAGUCCUAAAAAAAUACAAGAUAAGACUGACUCUAGUAUUCCAGACGAUUCCACGGAUGAUCCGAAACAUAUAGCGAUAAACAUCGUCAAUGACGUCCUAACAGUUGCUUUAGAAACUGUGCGGUUAAAAACAGAUGACGAUACAGAUUCAGGUGCCAUUUCAGGAGGUAUUCCUUCAGAAGGAAACACACCUAACGGCCGAGAAGAUUUGGAACAAGAUAUUGAAGAUAUUUUAGAUGAAAAACAAGCUGCAGAAAUUAUUGCCAAUGAAAUAGUCAUGGAAAUUUUAUCCACAGUAGUUUCUAGAACUGAAGAAAUUACUGAAGUAGAAGACAGUCCGAAUAGUCCUCAAAGAGUUAUUCCGUCAGAUCAUCCUCAUGAAGGAAACGUUUUGCCUCUUGACGGUGAAUUCAUAGUUCCUGUAAAAGAAGAAUCGAUCAAAGACCUAGAAAUUAUAGAUGAAGAAAAUGCCAAAAACGAAAGCCAAAGAAUAGAAACUAAUGUACAGGAAGAGCAUAAAACGCCAGAAAUUCCUCCAAUAUCGACGAUUAGUGAAAACAUAUCGUUAGGGAACAAACCGCAAGAACACGAGGAAGAAAGGGUUUGUGAGAGUGAAAGGGACAAACGACGCGUUAGUUUACCGGGUGAUAGUGAAAUGAAACAGGAUAGCAAUAGGGGUGAGGGUAUGUCCUCACAGGGAACGAAUACGUCGACGUCGCCGAAGCGACCACGCAGUGCUUCUACAAGUACGCAAGUGGAUUCUAAUCACUUCGAAACGAAACGUCCGUCAAAGUGCAGCAGGCCGAUGUUCUCGCCGGGACCGACGCGGCCUCCGUUCCGCAUCCCGGAGUUCAGGUGGUCUUACAUACACCAGCGGCUACUGUCCGAUGUCCUAUUCUCGCUUGAGACUGAUAUACAGGUGUGGCGAAGUCACUCGACAAAAUCCGUGAUAGAUUUCGUGAACAGCAGUGAAAAUGCGAUAUUCGUUGUCAACACGGUUCAUCUAAUCAGCCAGCUUGCUGAUAAUUUGAUUAUCGCUUGCGGUGGAUUGUUGCCCUUACUUGCUUCUGCCACAUCGCCUAAUAACGAAUUAGACGUGAUCGAGCCAACACAAGGCAUGCCAGUGGAAGUGGCAGUGACUUUCCUACAGAGGCUAGUAUCCAUGGCCGAUGUACUAAUCUUCGCGAGUGCACUGAACUUCGCCGAACUAGAGGCUGAGAAGAAUAUGUCCAGUGGAGGGAUUCUGAGGCAGUGCUUGCGAUUGGUGUGCACGUGCGCUGUGCGCAACUGUCUCGAGUGCAAAGAGAGACAGCGUUGCGCCGCCGCAAGAAGCAACCGGAACGAUUCACCCUCGCCCAAGAGUGUGGUGGCGAGUCUAGCGGACGCUUCCAGUCCAGUGAAAGAUCCAGAGAGGCUACUACAAGACAUGGACGUAAAUAGGCUACGUGCUGUUAUUUAUAGAGACGUUGAAGAAACAAAACAGGCCCAGUUCCUAUCGCUAGCGAUAGUGUACUUCAUAUCCGUGCUGAUGGUGUCCAAGUACCGGGACAUUCUGGAGCCGCCCGCGCACACGCAACCCGAGUGCGCGCGAAGAGUGCAUCAUUCGCACGAACACCACGGGUCGCGGCCGCUGUUCCCGCAGUGGUCGCACCACGUGUACCCGCAGUUCCUGCCUGGUGGGCACCCCGCUCACCGCCACUCGCACUGCAAGCUCGAUUGCGGCCAACACGUUAAUAAUAACUCGCACGCGCACGCACGCAUCGCUAAUUUCCACCGCGCGCACGCAGAACACAACGGCGAUGACGUCGAAUACGCCAUGAUUGUAGUGGACGAAAAUAACUCUACCAUAAACGAACUUGACUCCCCUUCCAUGAAGGAUGAGACGGAAGAGGGCGUGGCUAAGAUCGAAACGACGACUGACGAAGUGAAACCGAAUUCUGGGGAGAAGGCCAAGAUGGUGGAACUGGCCCUUACGCCGUGCUCUGAGAAAGAAGAGCCACUGUUCAAAUCGAGUCUUCGAGUGAAGACUCAGCCUAAGCAGAAGCUUCCCAGCGCAAGAUCCAAAACAUUGUCGGGGAUUACGGUUUCGGUUGUAAACCUGAGCGUGGACUCGAUAGAAGACGCGGGCUCGUUCCAUCUCAACUCCACUGAAACCACCAACAACGACCCCGAGACAUCCAGCGAGAUUGCGCUAGAUGACAACAAACAUCCCGUAAGCAAUGACGAAUCAUGGACGGACGUCAACUUGAAUGAAGACGGAGAAAGAGGUCCUGCCACAAUCACUGGUAGGACGAGGGAUCACGAAGGAAAUGUUCAUGAAGAUAUAGACAAACAAAUUCAUAUGAGAAAUUCGGAGCAUCAUCACUUAGCUCAGCGUCACCAGAACAGAAGUUUGCAAACUGCGCAAAGACAUUUACAUCCAGAUAACGAAACCCUCGCCGGCCUUACAAUGAACGCAUCGAUGUCCGCGGAUGGUGUUUCUCGAGAAGCAUCCCUUACGCACAAAUUGGAGACAGCGUUGGGACCAGUGUGUCCACUGUUGAGGGAAAUCAUGCUGGACUUCGCGCCGUUUCUCUCCAAAACUCUGGUUGGAAGUCAUGGACAAGAAUUGCUAAUGGAGGGUCUCCAAACCUUCAAAUCCAGUACCUCAGUAGUGGAACUGGUGAUGCUGCUGUGCUCCCAGGAGUGGCAGAACUCUCUGCAGAAGCACGCUGGUCUGGCGUUCAUAGAGUUGAUCAACGAAGGUCGGCUGCUGUCACACGCCAUGAGAGACCAUAUCGUUAGGGUAGCGAACGAAGCCGAAUUCAUAUUGAACAGGAUGAGAGCUGAUGAUGUCCUCAAACAUGCAGAUUUUGAGUGUCUCUGCGCCACAACAAAUCAAGAGAGAGGUGAAGAAGAGCGAACUUGCGAGCGACUCAUAGCUGCGGCCCGACGCCGGGACCAAGCGUCCGCCGCGCGGUUGUUAGAUAAGCUACAACACGCCGCCGCAGCCAGAGCCGGUGUGAGCGAAGGCGAAUCAAUAGACGGAGGGUUUUGGAAACUGGACUCUUGGGAAGAUGAUGCGCGCAGAAGAAGAAGACUGGUGCCGGAUGCUCGCGGCAGAAGGCACGCUACCCGGUCACAUCACGCGCCGCUACCGCCGCCUAACGACGCUAUUUUACAGGCCACGGAAGAAUUACACGCAAGAAUCGCUCAGGCGUCAGGGGGAGCGCAGUUACCCGCGCCGCCCGCCGCUGAGUUAUUGGACGACGCUGAAUUACUCUUGGAUGAACGGGACGCCGAACAAGACCUUACCGGUCCAGUAAACAUCAGCACGCGCGCGAAGCUGGUGGCCCCAGGACUGACCGCCCCCGGGACGCUGUCUCUGACGUCUACGGAGCUGUACUUUGAGGUGGACGAGGAAGACCCCGAGUACAAGAAGAUAGACCCUGAGGUGCUGAAGUACUGCGAGCACCUGCACGGGAAAUGGUACUUCAGCGAGAUCCGCGCGAUCUUCUCGCGCCGCUACCUGCUGCAGAGCAUCGCGAUAGAAAUGUUCCUCGCAAGCAGAACGUCAAUAUUCUUCGCGUUCCCGGACCAGGCGACGGUGAAGAAAGUCAUCAAAGCAUUGCCACGAGUCGGAGUCGGCAUCAAGUAUGGCAUCCCACAAACCAGACGCGCGUCCAUGAUGUCCCCUCGCCAGCUGAUGCGGAACUCCAACAUGACGCAGAAGUGGCAGCGACGAGAGAUCUCCAACUUCGAGUACCUCAUGUUCCUGAACACUAUUGCGGGUCGCACAUACAACGAUUUGAACCAGUACCCGGUGUUCCCCUGGGUGCUCACCAACUACGAGAGCGAAGAGCUUGACCUCAGCCAGCCAUCCAACUACAGAGAUUUAUCUAAGCCGAUCGGCGCGCUGAACCCAAGCCGCCGCGCCUACUUCGAGGAGCGGUACAACACGUGGGAGCACGAGUCCACACCGCCCUUCCACUACGGCACGCACUACUCCACCGCCGCCUUCGUGCUCAACUGGCUGAUACGAAUCGAACCAAUGACGACAAUGUUCCUGGCCCUGCACGGCGGCAAGUUCGAUCAUCCCAACCGGCUGUUUUCUUCCAUCGCUCUCUCGUGGAAGAACUGCCAGAGAGACACCUCCGACGUCAAGGAACUGAUACCAGAAUUGUUCUUCCUACCGGAAAUGCUAGUAAACAGUUCAGGGUACAAACUGGGAAUUCCUGAGUCACCUUCGGGAGAUGUCAUUCUUCCGCCCUGGGCUUCCUCUGCGGAGGAGUUCGUGAGAAUCAACCGCAUGGCGUUAGAGUCGGAAUUUGUGAGCUGUCAGCUGCACCAGUGGAUCGAUUUGAUUUUUGGCUAUAAGCAGAGAGGUCCCGAAGCAGUACGUGCCACAAACGUAUUCUACUACCUAACAUACGAAGGCGGAGUACGGCUAGACCAGAUCACUGAUCCAAUAACCCGAGCAGCGAUUGAAGACCAAAUCCGAAGCUUUGGCCAAACUCCUGCGCAACUGCUAAGCGAGCCCCACCCUCCGCGGGCGUCGACUAUGCAUCUGGCACCUCUGAUGUUCGCGGCGGCGCCUGACGAUGUCUGCUUGAGGCUGAAGCUACCCUCAAAUGCGGCUGUCGUUCAUGUAUCAGCGAAUACUUAUCCGCAGUUGGCUAUGCCCGCUGCUGUUACUGUAAGCGCAGCGCGCGCGUUCGCGGCGCACCGCUGGGUGGGCGGCGGCUGCGCGCACUCCGCGCCCGCGCGCCACGCGGACCAUCCGCCGCCUCAUCACCCUCUUCUUAUGGACCCUGUGUGGGCGGCAGGCGGCGCGCAGGCGUUGUCGCGUCGUCAGCUGGGCGACAAUUUCUCGCAACGAGUACGCGCGCGAAGCAAUUGCUUCGUGACGACCGUCGACUCGCGCUUCCUCAUCGCCGCUGGUUUCUGGGACAACAGCUUCCGAGUAUUCUCUACUGAGACGGCGAAAAUAGUACAGAUAAUAUUCGGCCACUACGGCGUGGUGACGUGCGUGUCGCGUUCUGAAUGUAACAUCACAUCGGACUGCUACAUCGCGUCUGGCUCUGAAGACUGCACUGUGCUGCUAUGGCAUUGGUCUGCCCGUCACGGAGGCAUAGUGGGUGAAGGUGAAACGCCCGCGCCUCGCGUCACGCUGACGGGGCACGACGCACCACUAAACGGCGUGCUCGUUUCAGCUGAACUUGGCUUGGUCAUAUCCUCCUCAGUCAAUGGCCCAGUCCUAAUUCAUACGACAUUCGGUGAGCUCCUACGCUCGCUAGUCGCAGCGGAAGGAGUGACAAGUCCUCAACAGUUAGCGUUGUCCAGGGAAGGAGUGGUUGUGGUGGCGUACGCAAAAGGACAUCUAGCUGCGUUCACGUUGAACGGACGGAGAUUACGGCACGAGACUCAUAAUGAUAACUUCCAGUGUCUGGUGCUAUCGCGUUGUGGCGAAUACCUCGUGUGCGGCGGCGACGCGGGCGUGGUGGAGGUGUGGCGCGCCUUCACGCUGGCGCCGCUGUACGCCUUCCCGCCCGCCGGCGCUCCGGUCACCAGUCUUGCUCUUUCCCACGACCAGAGGUUCCUGCUAGCCGGUCUGGAGAACGGUUCCCUUGUGGUGUUCCACAUAGACUUCAACAGAUGGCACCACGAGUACCAGCAGCGCUACUGAGGCUGGGAAUACCUUAGCUUUAGCGUCUAACAUCACAAGACAACCUCUAACGACAAACGAAUAUCGCUUUUAUUUCAAUUAGGAUAGAGCUUAAAAUUGAUUGUCUUAUUUUAGUUAAUUUUAAGUGUCAGGAUUUACACAGGUUAAUAAUAAUCAUACUGUUCUUUUCCGCUGGCAAUAUUGUGAAAAUGACAGCAUGUGAAUGUUAGAUCUAAUCUAAUCAAUAGUCUCAGCAAUGAACAACAGGAGAAUAAUAUUAUGUCUACGACACUGAUAGCAGAUAUAGGUGUAGUUAGUUCCGCAAGCACUAACCACAGCUGUAUCUCAUCUCUCUGCGUUGUAUUCCUCAUUACUAUGGAAACCCCUUUAAAGGGGUCUUGACUCAUUAUUGAGGGUCAUAAGCCCUUUCCUGUAAGGGGUUUUCCUUUGCUGAUAAUACGAUAGGUUCCCAAAAUUUUCCGAAUACAAUGUAUUGCAAAUAAGAUAGCUUUAUCUCGCAAGUUUUACGUACCUACUACCUAAUUCCCAUUCACAUUAAUAUGGCUAAAAUGGAACAACCAAUGUUCUACCUUACCUUCUGGAAAUAAAACUGAAAUUCGUUCGUGCUGUUUUGACGUUUGUAAACCGUGUUGUCUAUGGUUGUCUGCCAUUUUCAUAAGAGGCGCAAAAACUUUUAAAUGUCAAAAUUCCCGCCAUUAUAAGUAGAACUGUAACCAACCGGUAAGAAAUUAACGCUUUCUACAUUUGGAACAAAAAUAUUCUGUCACAAUGCGAAGUUCUCUGACUCGUUUAAUUGUGAUUUAUUAAAAUGAGAUUUUGGUAUUUAAAAGUUUUCGUGGAGUAUAUUUUAGGUUCUAUAUUGAUUGCUAAAGCGUUAUUAAGCAGUAGUAAGAGUUAGUUUGCGUAAAUGAGCAGAUUUUCUAACAUUAUAUUUGUACUGUUCUUCACUAUUGAAAUUGGUAAAGAAAUCUUUUUUUUUCAUAAAUAAAAUGUUUUUGAAAGAAUACUUCUUUGAGCGCGAAAUGAAAGGAUCUUCUUGCGAACAGAAAUAACGCUACCAUCAGUUUAAAUGGCCGCCAAACAAGAUAGCUGCUAUGAGACCGCCAUUUUUUAUCAAGGUGUUUUAAAGUACCAGUAGUUAGCGCCAAAACGAAACUAAAAUACUUAUUUGAACCAUUCAAUAGUGAAGAACUUCACAAAAAUAAUUAUACAUAAUUUAAUUAUAAAUAAUAAUAUAUUAUUAUAGUGUUAGAUAAAUGUUGGAAAUGUUUAGCAUUCAUUUCUUUUACAUUUAAAUCAAUCGAUAUAAAAAGCAGCUGCAGUUGGUAUGUAGAUAAAAUAUAAUAUUGUAUAAGUUAAAUUUUACAUUUUGACAUUCCAGUUUUAUUUAUAAAAUGAUUUUUAUUUGUAUAAUAUUGCUUGACCAAUUUUUUUUUAGUAUUAAACAUAUUUUUAGUGCCAUAGUUACUUUUCCUUUAUUGCGAUCUCUUCAAGACGUCCAUUAUUUUAUUCAACUGAAGACUUUUUGAGAUACUUAAUUGAAAUUAUUUAUGUGCAAUAUUUUACUGUAUUAUUAUUUAUUCAAAUAUUUUGAAUUUGUUUAUGGUAUUACUAAAGCAUUAUUAUUUAAGCAAUUAAAGUAUUAGUUCAAGUAAUUGAAUUUGAAAAUGUUUUCAAGAACCAUUCCUAUUUUGUUUUCUUAUUCAUUGGUGAUGGGUAGGCUUAGUACUUAAUGAAAUUGACUUAUAUUGUUGUACUUAAUGUUUAUCCUUUUUUUUUGGUUUUUAUUAAAUGGUCAUAUUGACUUA
This is a messenger RNA of Maniola jurtina (meadow brown), 12255 nucleotides long. RefSeq names its product neurobeachin (gene rg). Bases 809 to 10447 code for a protein of 3212 amino acids. NCBI's taxonomy places the organism in Eukaryota, Metazoa, Arthropoda, Insecta, Lepidoptera, Nymphalidae. Gene Ontology annotation, molecular function: protein kinase binding. The transcript has 55 exons. Gene Ontology annotation, biological process: intracellular protein localization. The record is from RefSeq and is a predicted model, not a curated record. Gene Ontology annotation, cellular component: cytosol; membrane.